AUGAGCCAGUCAGGAGCCAUGAGCUGCUGUCCUGGUGCUGCCAAUGGCAGCCUGGGCCGGUCCGAUGGUGCUGCUAAGAUGAGCGCGAAGGAUCUGUUUGAGCAGAGGAAGAAGUACUCCAACUCCAAUGUCAUCAUGCACGAGACCUCCCAGUACCAUGUCCAGCACUUGGCCACAUUCAUCAUGGACAAGAGCGAGGCCAUCGCAUCUGUGGAAGACGCCAUCCGGAAGCUGGUGCAGCUCAGUGCCAAGGAGAAGGUCUGGGCACAGGAGGUGCUGCUGCAGGUGGACGACAAGGCCCUGCGGCUGCUGGAUGUUGAGAACCAGGAAGAGCUGGAGAACUUCCCGCUGCCCACCGUGCUGCACAGCCAGACGGUCCUGAACCAGCUGCGCUACCCCUCGGUGCUGCUGCUGGUGUGCCAGGACUCCGAGCAGAGCAGGCCCGACGUGCACUUCUUCCACUGUGACGAGGUGGAGGCGGAGCUGGUGCAGGAGGACAUCCAGAGCGCACUGGCUGACUGCCGGAUGGGGAAGAAGUUGCGGCCACAGACCCUGAAGGGGCACCAGGAGAAGAUCCGGCAGCGGCAGUCCAUCCUGCCACCUCCCCAGAGCCCAGCUCCCAUCCCCUUUCAGCGCCAGGCUGGGGACUCUCCUCAGGCCAAGAACCGCGUGGGCCUGCCAGCACCAGUCACAGAGCCAGGCUACCGCCGCCGGGAAUCGCAGGAUGAGGAGCCUCGGGCGGUGCUGGCUCAGAGGAUAGAGAAGGAGACGCAAAUCCUCAACUGCGCCCUGGACGACAUCGAGUGGUUCGUGGCCCGGCUACAGAAGGCGGCCGAGGCUUUCAAGCAGUUGAACCAGCGGAAGAAAGGGAAGAAGAAGGGCAAGAAGGGGCCGGCAGAGGGCGUCCUCACGCUGCGUGCCCGGCCCCCCUCUGAGGGUGAGUUUGUCGACUGUUUCCAGAAAACCAAGCUGGCCAUCAAUCUCCUGGCCAAGUUGCAGAAGCACAUCCAGAACCCCAGUGCGGCGGAGCUGGUGCACUUCCUCUUCGGGCCUCUGGACCUGAUCGUCAACACCUGCGGAGGCCCAGACCUCGCCCGCUCUGUCUUCAGCCCACUGCUCUCCCAGGAGGCUGUGGCCUUCCUACGUGGCCACCUGGUACCAAAGGAGAUGUCACUGUGGGAGUCCCUGGGGGACACCUGGACACGGCCCCGCUCUGAGUGGCCGAAGGAGCCACAGGUGCCCCUGUACGUGCCCAAGUUCCACAGUGGCUGGGAACCGCCUCUGGAGGUGCUGCAGGAGGCUCCCUGGGAGAUGGAAGGACUGGCCUCUGACCCCAAUGACCAGCCCACCCCUGUGAGCCGACUAUCCAUAAGAAACUCCCCGAAACACAGUCUCUCCUCUGAGUCCACACCCCAGGGGGAUGUCUUACCACCAGUCAGCUCCCCACAUUCCCACAGGGGCCACCAGCCAACACCAGCCACGGCCAAGUACGUGAAGAUUCUCUACGACUUCACAGCCCGCAAUGCCAACGAGCUGUCCGUGCUCAAGGAUGAGGUCCUAGAGGUACUGGAGGAUGGCCGGCAGUGGUGGAAGCUUCGCAGCCGAAGUGGCCAGUCUGGCUAUGUGCCCUGCAACAUCCUGGAUGAGGUUCGGCCAGAGGAUAUUGGUGCCCCACUGGAGCAGGCCAGCCAGAAAUACUGGGGUCCCGCCAGCCCGAUGCAUAAACUGCCCCCGAUCUUCGCAGGGAACAAAGAUGAGCUGAUCCACCACAUGGAUGAAGUCAACGAUGAGCUCAUGAAGAAAAUUAGCCACAUCAAGGCGCAGCCGCAGCGGCACUUCCGCGUGGAGCGCACCCAGCCGGUGCACCUGCCACUCACCUUUGAGUCCGGCCCGGAUGAGGUCCGUGCCUGGCUAGAAGCCAAGGCCUUCAGCGGCCGGAUCGUGGAGAACCUGGGUAUCCUGACCGGACCCCAGCUCUUCUCCCUCAACAAAGAUGAGCUGAAGAGGGUGUGCGGGGAGGAGGGCAUCCGCGUGUACAGCCAACUCACAGUGCAGAAGGCGAUGCUGGAGAAGCAGCAAAGUGGGUCGGAGUUGGAGGAACUCAUGAACAAGUUUCAUUCCAAGAACCAGAGGAGGGUGGAGGACAGCUAG
Molecule: messenger RNA, 2151 nt
Organism: Marmota flaviventris (yellow-bellied marmot)
Lineage: Eukaryota; Metazoa; Chordata; Mammalia; Rodentia; Sciuridae
Gene: Eps8l2
Product: EPS8 signaling adaptor L2
Biological process (GO): Rho protein signal transduction; positive regulation of ruffle assembly; regulation of Rho protein signal transduction
Cellular component (GO): plasma membrane; ruffle membrane; vesicle
Molecular function (GO): actin binding
Source: RefSeq, a predicted model, not a curated record